UUGUUGACCGGCGAAAAGGUGUUGUGAAAUUGUUCACACGCGAAGCAGAAUUUUAGCAAAUAUUUGUCAAUGAUGGAAGAUUCCAGCUUAGAUAACUUUUUCGCGAAGAAAGACAAGAGCAAAAAAUUGAAAUCUAAAAACAAAUUCAAGGCACAACCGCAAGAGGUGACGACGGCAUCUCAAGAUAAGGCGCAGCAGAGUCACAAGGCCACAACCACAGCGGCGUCGGCGCUGGCGCCUUCAUCUACAAGUACAACAUCGGAAGCGGCUGCGGCGCCGUCACCACGACCGACCAAGAAAGAAAAAUCCGCCAAUGCCUCAGAAGCGCAAGACGAAGCGGAGGACUGGAAAGAUUUCGAGGUAGAGACGGAAAAGGACUAUUCAGGACUGCGAGUACAUUCGCUGCAAACGACGGCGGAUACUGAGGAGGAUGGGGACGAGAGGCAGCAGGACAACGGGGAAGACGGAGAAGGGGAGAGGAAACGGGACACCAGCUCCGGGCCAUGGAGCAAGUCGAAGGCCGUACCAGAGUCAGUGCCGGCAGUAGUGGAGGAGGCGGAACCCCCGUCGCAGCCUGCCGCGCCCCAGAAGUACGUGCCGCCAUCUAUGCGGCGGUUGAUGGCGUCCGGCGGCAGGCGGGGGCCGCGGAAAGGUCCGCCACAGAUCGAGAGCGAGGAGCAAUUUCCGAGCUUGUCAUCGGCUCCCAAGGACGCGCCGAAGACGAAAGCCAAGGGGUGGGUAGUCGUGCAGCGUGGCGGGUAG
Priapulus caudatus is the source of this 762-nucleotide messenger RNA. Its product is annotated as protein CDV3 homolog. Bases 70 to 762 code for a protein of 230 amino acids. The transcript has 4 exons. NCBI's taxonomy places the organism in Eukaryota, Metazoa, Priapulida, Priapulimorpha, Priapulimorphida, Priapulidae. Gene Ontology annotation, cellular component: cytoplasm. The record is from RefSeq and is a predicted model, not a curated record.